Drosophila grimshawi is the source of this 2153-nucleotide messenger RNA. It is a transcript of the gene Wnt4, whose product is annotated as protein Wnt-4. The record is from RefSeq and is a predicted model, not a curated record. Gene Ontology annotation, biological process: cell fate commitment; canonical Wnt signaling pathway; neuron differentiation. Gene Ontology annotation, cellular component: extracellular region. The coding region runs from base 165 to 1799 and encodes 544 amino acids. Lineage: Eukaryota; Metazoa; Arthropoda; Insecta; Diptera; Drosophilidae. Gene Ontology annotation, molecular function: frizzled binding; cytokine activity. The transcript is spliced from 4 exons.
AAAAACAAAACCGAAAUAAUCGCAUUCAAUACGCAUUCAAAAACACGCCAAAAAGUAGACUUUAGACCGGAACCAAACAAUAUCCAACAAUAACCACAAAACAACAAAGCGACACAUUUAGUAAAUCUGAUAACUGAUAAUUGCCAACUGCUGACAAGAACAAUAUGCAAACGAUAAUUAUAAAGCUUGUGCUGCUGCUGCAGUUAAUCAGCCGGCUGGGACGCUGCCAGGAGCAGCAACUGUUGCUGCCGAGCAUCGACAGCAAUGCAAACGUGCAGCAGCAACAGCAUCAACAUCAACAGCCGCACAGCAGCAACAUUAACCAUCAGCAGCACAGCAGCAACAAUCUCAGCCUGAACAGUACGCUGCUCAACACGCUGCUCAGCAGCACUGGCCAAUUGGGAGGUGUUGGUGUUGCAGGCGGUGCAGGUGCCUUGCCACUGCCCGGCGGUGGUGCUGCCGUCAAUCAGCUGGGAGGUAUCGCAGGCCUAGGCAGCAGCACAGCAGCAAGCGCUCCGGCAGCAAAUGGAAUUGGCAUGGGCCACGGAAUGGGCAUGGGAAUGGGCCAUGGCAUCGGACACCAUGGCCCUGGACAGGGAGGGCAUCCACAUGGGCAUGCGCUGGCUGGACUGGCCAAUCUCGGCAUUAUUGUGGGCAGCAAGGGCAUGCCAGGCAUGUCCGGAAUGUUGGGCAUGCAAGGCGGCAUGGGCGGCUAUGGAGGAGGAACUAUGCUUAAUGCUGGCGCCGCAGGAGGAGUUAUUGGAGCAGGCGCUGCGGCUGCUGGCGGUGGAGGCGGAGGAGGAGGCAUGGAUAUGCAGAGUCCAUACGAACACUUCAUUUCGGAGCACACAGUCAUGGCCGUUUUCACAUCGCAGGGUCAGGUGGGUGGUCCGUGCCGUUAUAUGCCCGCCACACGACGGCAGAAUCACCAGUGCCGCAAGGAGACCGGUUUGCCGGGUACGCUGAGCGAGGCGCGACGUUUGGCCACCACCCAUUGCGAGGAUCAGUUUCGCUAUGAUCGCUGGAACUGUUCAAUUGAGACGCGUGGCAAGCGCAACAUAUUCAAGAAGCUCUACAAGGAGACGGCAUUUGUGCAUGCCCUCACGGCGGCAGCGAUGACGCACUCAAUAGCCAGGGCCUGCGCCGAGGGGCGGAUGACCAAGUGCAGCUGCGGACCGCGCAAACAGAACCGGGUGGAUCAGGACUUUCAGUGGGGUGGCUGCAACGAUAAUCUGAAGCAUGGCAAGCGGGUAACGCGCAGCUUCCUGGAUUUGCGCGGCGGCGAUGGGGACGAGGUCACCGAAAUAUUGCGACACGACUCUGAGGUUGGCAUUGAGGCCGUCUCCACGCUGAUGAAGGACAAGUGCAAGUGCCACGGAGUCUCUGGCUCCUGUUCAAUGAAGACCUGCUGGAAGAAAAUGGCUGACUUCAAUGCCACGGCCACUCUGCUACGCCAGAAAUAUAACCAGGCCAUUCGCAAGGCCCCCAAUCAGCGGACCAUGCGCCAAGCACCGGCGAGUCGUAUGAAAAAACCAAAACAGCGACGCAAGAAACAGCAACAACAAUCGCAGUACACAACGUUGUAUUAUUUGGAGACCUCGCCCACCUACUGCUCGGUCACCAAGGAUCGCCAGUGUCUGCAUCCCGACAAUUGUGCGAAUCUAUGCUGUGGGCGUGGCUACACCACGCGGGUCUUCAAACAGGUGGAGAAGUGUCGAUGCCGAUUCAACAAUGGACGUUGCUGUCAGCUGAUCUGUGACUAUUGUCAGCGCUAUGAGGACAAAUAUUUUUGUAAAUAAGUAGGCGGGCCACACCAGUUUCCAUCACAAUCUAUCUAUCUAUCUGUCUGUCUGCUCCCACACUUCCUCUCUAUCCCUAUCUAAAUAUAUACAUAACUAUAUAACUCGCUCUCACACACAGCAUACACACAGAACGCUCUCUUUGUACUUUUUAAAUGUAAUUUGUAAAGUUUAUUGCUUGUAUUUUUUCCAUUCCUAACUUAUAAAACAAAACUUUGAUGAAAUGAUAAGCAAGACGAAAAUAAUGUGGCAAACGAUAGAAACGCUCAGAACGAAGGCUAAUAAUACUAAAGGCCAAUAAAAUCACAGAAAUACAAACAAACCCACACACACACACACACACGCACAUAAUCA